Molecule: messenger RNA, 749 nt
Organism: Jaculus jaculus (lesser Egyptian jerboa)
Lineage: Eukaryota; Metazoa; Chordata; Mammalia; Rodentia; Dipodidae
Gene: Pierce2
Product: chromosome 10 C15orf65 homolog
Exons: 2
Coding region: 262-612 (116 amino acids)
Biological process (GO): axoneme assembly
Cellular component (GO): axonemal microtubule
Source: RefSeq, a predicted model, not a curated record
GCAGACGGGCCCCGCGGCUCUUCACAGCCCGGCUCCGAAGCCGCGGACGGUUGCUAUGGAGACGGGCAGCCACCACGGAAAGAGUUGCAGUUUCCCUCCACUGGACAUCCCGCCGAAUUAGUUGGUUGCGUUCAAACCACACGGAGCGGCCGACUACUCGCCCUGCUGGCGUCGGCUAACAGGCUGGUCCCCGAGCCCUAGCCCGGCCCAUCGCCAUCGCUGCAGGGAAACACUGCUUUUCCUAAGAAGUUAUCAAAGAAGAUGGAUAAGAAAAGUACUUCAGUUUUCAAUUCAGACACAGACCUGAAACCUGGCCCUCUGCCACCUUGUGUGAACCCUGGCAAUCCCGUGUUUUCCUGUAUGUUGGACCCAAAGACCCUCUGUACAGCGACAUCUCUAUCUGAGCCUCAGAUGAUUAUGUAUAAAACCAGCGCAGGCCACUGUGGUGCAUUCUCUCCUCUGCCGCAGUUCCUCCCCUGCAACUACAAGCCCAAGGAGCAGGCGUUUUCCAGCUUCAUCAGAGCCACAGGCUUCUAUCAGAACAACAGUCUGAACACCGGGCCUGACCGAAGCCGAACCAUUGACUGUCCUAGUUUUCAACACACUCUGUGAAGAUGUGCUACUCAAGAAAGUAGGUAUUAAAUGUACGACUAAAGUAGCUAAUUUGUGAUAUGAAAAGAUUAAAAUAAAAAGUACUUGAGUACAUAUUUUUAAGCUCUCUUUAAGAAAUAAAACUUUUUAACUGAUAA